Stegastes partitus (bicolor damselfish) is the source of this 6562-nucleotide messenger RNA. RefSeq names its product 1-phosphatidylinositol 4,5-bisphosphate phosphodiesterase gamma-1-like. Bases 536 to 4474 code for a protein of 1312 amino acids. The transcript is spliced from 32 exons. The record is from RefSeq and is a predicted model, not a curated record. Gene Ontology annotation, cellular component: ruffle membrane. Lineage: Eukaryota; Metazoa; Chordata; Actinopteri; Pomacentridae. Gene Ontology annotation, molecular function: phosphatidylinositol-4,5-bisphosphate phospholipase C activity; calcium ion binding; protein binding. Gene Ontology annotation, biological process: phospholipid catabolic process; release of sequestered calcium ion into cytosol; phosphatidylinositol metabolic process.
CUUAAUUGUGCCAAAGCCAGGACCGUGGGAUAACCACGUCUUGUUUACCGCCCCAGCAGCAGUAAAAACGCGCAGCGACACGGCGGCGGCGCUCAAAGCAGGAUUUAAAGCCGGACUUCUGCUGUCGUGGACUGAAGGACUAUCAGGGGUAGAAACCUGAGUCCAGCGGGGAUGAGAACUCACCCCGAGCGGAUUUCACUGGUGUUCUGCCAGAAGCAUCUGGAAAGGAUAACAGAGGGAUACACUCCCCCUCCAGAGCAGCAGAGGAUAAUUCACAUCUCAGACGUUUCAGUGCUUCAGCUCUGUGGCUGCUGAGUGAUGUGUUCUAGAUUCUGUUUUAUUGUGAAGUUGUUUUAAUCAAUGCCCUGAGUGGCACAGUUUGGCUCCCUCCUCCUCCUCCUCCUCCUCCUCCUCCUUUGGACAUGUUGGAUAACUGCGGCCCUUGGUGCAUUCAGUAGGUGACUGAAGGAUCCCGUUCAAGAGAGCACCACAGAUUAGUAGUCCAGCAGGGUUCACUUGGAGCUAUGCACUGAAGAUGUGUGCAGCCAGGUUCAGCGGCUGCCUGAAUGGCUGUGCUGAGGAGGCUGCCGGUGGUGCUGCGGGGGCUGCCGGUCCACUCAUGGCCUCCAGGAUGCUGGACUGGACAGAGGCAGGUCCUCGCAUCCUCCACAGCCUGGAGAUGGGCACAGUGAUGACCGUCUUCUACCAGAAGAAGUCCCAGCGACCAGAGAGAAGAACGUUCCAGAUAAGGCAGGACACGAAGCAGAUAGUGUGGAGCAGGAACCCUGACAAAGUAGAAGGAGAGAUCGACAUACGGGAGAUCCGGGAGCUGCGGUUGGGGAAGGGCUCCCGUGACUUUGAGCGCUACCCGGAGGAGGCUCGUAAACUGGACUCCGCCCACUGCUUCAUCGUGCUCUACGGCCUGGAGUUCCGCCUGCGGACCCUCAGUGUGGCUGCUUUCAGUGAGGAGGAGGUCAACAUGUGGAUCACUGGACUCAACUGGCUGAUGAUGGACACCCAGAGAGCUCCGGCGCCACCACAGACAGACAGAUGGCUGCGGAAACAGUUUGAAGUUAUGGACAGGAACCACGAGGGCAGCAUUACAGUGAAGGAUGUAAAAGCUCUGCUGCCUCAGAUCAACUACAGAGUUCCCAACACGCGCUUUCUCAAAGACAAGCUGCAGGAGGUGGAGGCCAGGAACGACCUGUCGUACUCCAACUUUGCACAGCUCUACAGAACGCUGAUGUUCGACGCACAGAGGAGUAUUAUUGAGCAGCUGGAGCUCUCCUUUCCUCUGCGAAAUGUUGACAGACCAGAGCUUUGUCAGAUCUCCCUCUACGACUUCCAGAAGUUUUUGCAGAUGGACCAGAAGGAGUCCUGGGCAUCAGAUCUGAGUCGUGUCAGAGAAUUUCUCAUGGGCUACAUGAGGGGAGGGCCGCAGCCGGAGCCAAUGCUACAACUGGAUGAGUUCCUGACUUUUCUGUUCUCCAAAGAGAAUUCUGUGUGUGACCCUCGACUUUCACCCGUUGCUCCCGACGACAUGAAAAGGCCACUGUCUCAGUACUGGAUUUCCUCCUCACACAACACCUACCUGACAGGUGACCAGUUUUCCAGUGAAUCAUCUCUAGAAGCCUACGCUCGCUGUCUGAGGAUGGGCUGCCGCUGCAUUGAACUGGACUGCUGGGAUGGACCUGAUGACCUACCAAUCAUCUAUCACGGCCACACCUUAACCUCCAAGAUCAAAUUCCUGGAUGUGCUGCACACCAUCAAAGAACAUGCCUUUGUCACAUCCGAGUAUCCUGUGAUCUUGUCCAUCGAGGACCACUGCAGUGUGGUCCAACAGAGAAACAUGGCCACACACUUUAAGAAGGUGUUUGGAGAUCUGCUGCUCACCAAACCAGUUGACAACAAUGCAGAGGAGCUGCCUUCACCUUACCAGCUCCGCAGGAAGAUCCUCAUCAAGCACAAGAAGCUGGUGGAAGGAACCCUGUAUGAAGAGGUGACGUCAGCCAGCUACUCUGAAAACGACAUCAGCAACUCGCUGAAGAACGGCAUCCUUUACCUCGAAGACCCCAUCGACCAUACGUGGACACCUCACUAUUUUGUCCUAACCAGUAAUAAGAUUUACUACUCAGAGGAGACAUCUCAUUACCAGACAGCUGAUGAAGAGGAGGAAGAUGAAGGAAAAGAGGAGUGCAACAACAACGAGCAGCACUGUGCGGAGCGCUGGUUCCACGGGAAGCUGGGUGGAGGUCGUGACGGUCGGCAGGUGGCUGAGAAGCUCCUGCAGGAGUACUGCGAGGGCGGCGCUAAAGACGGCACUUUUCUGGUCAGGGAGAGUGAGACGUUUGUUGGAGACUACACCCUCUCUUUCUGGCGUUCUGGCCGGGUCCAGCACUGUAGGAUUCAUUCACGUCAGGAGUCUGGCUCCACCCGCUUCUACCUGACUGACAACCUGGUGUUUGACAGCCUCUACCGCCUCAUCUGCCACUACAGAGACACGCCGCUCCGCUGCAACGAGUUUGAGAUGAGGCUGGGCAGCCCUGUUCCUCAACCCAACGCACACGAGAGCAGAGAGUGGUAUCACUCCAGUCUGUCCCGUGUUCAGGCCGAACACAUGCUGAUGCGUGUGCCCAGAGACGGAGCCUUCUUGGUGCGAAAACGCAGUGAGCACAACUCCUACGCCAUCUCCUUCAGGGCGGAGGGUAAGAUCAAACACUGCCGCAUCCAGCAGGAAGGCCGUCUCUUCAUGUUGGGCAGCUCGGCAGAGUUUGAGAGUCUUGUGGAUCUGGUGAGCUACUAUGAGAAACAUCCCCUGUACCGCAAGAUGAGACUCCGCUACCCGAUCAAUGAGGACACUCUGGACCAGAUGGGCACCAUGGAGCUUGACUAUGGAGCGCUGUAUGAGGUUCGCACUCCUCAUUUCUAUGUGGAGGCCAAUAAGAUGCCCACAGCACGGUGUACAGUCAAAGCUCUGUACGACUAUCGAGCUCAGAGGGAAGAUGAGCUGUGUUUCCCCAAACAGGCGCUCAUCCUCAACGUGGACAAGCAGGAGGGUGGCUGGUGGCGAGGCGACUACGGAGGAAAGAAGCAGCUAUGGUUCCCUGCAAACUACGUGGAGGAGGUUCCCAGCUCUCCCACCAGAGAACUGGAUGAAGCAUCCACAGAGAACAGUCCUCUGGGUACCUUCCUCAAGGGCUUCAUUGAUGUCCCCACCUGCCAUGUUGUGGUGCAUAAAGACGGGAAGAAUUCGCGACCCUUCGUGUUCACGAUCCACUCCCAGCAGCUCUCCUCUCACCCGGUCCAGACUCUGGAUGUGGCAGCCGACAGUCUGGAGGAUCUCACCAGCUGGGCCAGCAAGAUCAGAGAGGCUGCACAGAACGCUGAUGCUCGGAUGCAGGAGGAGAAACAGAUGGAGAGGAGGAAGAAGAUUGCGGUGGAGCUGUCUGAGCUUGUGGUUUACUGCAGACCUGUCCCCUUCAACGAGGACAAAAUCGGGACGGAGCGGGCGUGUUACCGGGACAUGUCUUCGUUCCCCGAGACGAAGGCAGAGAAGUUUGCGACUCGAGGCCGGGGGAAGCGCUUCCUGCAGUACAACCGCCGCCAGCUUUCCAGAGUUUACCCCAGAGGACAAAGGCUGGACUCAUCCAACUACGACCCACUGCCCAUGUGGCUCUGCGGCUCCCAGCUGGUCGCACUUAAUUUCCAGACUCCAGAUAAACCCAUGCAGCUAAACCAGGCCUUGUUCAUGCUCGGAGGUGGCAGCGGCUACGUUCCCCAGCCUGACAUUAUGAGGGACGACGUCUUUGACCCUUUCGACAAAGACACGUUGCAUGUGGAGCCAAUCACCAUCCAGUUACAGGUGCUGGGAGCUCGCCAUCUGCCAAAAAAUGGCCGCAGCAUCGUCUGUCCGUUUGUGGAGCUAGAAAUCUGUGGAGCCGACUACGACAGCUACAAGUGCAAAACGGACGUCGUAGCUGAUAAUGGUCUGAAUCCUGUGUGGGUGCAGAGGCAGUUUGUGUUCGACAUCCACAACCCCACCUUCUCCUUUUUGCGCUUCACUGUGUACGAGGAGGACAUGUUCAGUGAUCCAAACUUCCUGGCGCAGGCGACCUACCCUGUGCGUCUGCUGCGAACAGGCUACAGGAGUGUACCGCUUAAGAACAGCUACAGUGAGGAGCUGGAGUUGGCAUCGCUUCUUGUUCACAUAGAGAUCGUCAAUGCAAAGGAGGAAGACGAUGAGAACUUGUACACAUCCAUCCAGCGGCUGCGGGAUCGAACCAGUGAGCUGUCCAACCAGGUUUCUCUCCUGGAGAGGUCAGGCUCAGCAGACAUGAGCUACCAGCAGAGCCUGGAGGAGCUGCGAGCAGCUCAGGAUCAGCUGAGCGAGCUGGUGGAGGCUCGAAACCGCAGGCUGAUGGAGAAGAAGAGGAGGGAGAAGCUGAGGCAGCAGGUGGCAGCAAAGCGCAGUUAAUCCUCCCAGAGAGCACUAAACUCACCACAAAGCGUGCCUGAUGAGCUGUGCAGCGACAGCCUGACAGAAGCAGGCUCUACAGCAGCGACAUGCAAUCCGUUUGUAACUCGAAAAAACAACACUUGUUCCCUCACAGUAAAAUGUGAGUUAUCAUAGCACCAUUCUGUGCUAACAGCAGACUGAGACAGUGACAAACAGAAGCAUCUCAUGGACUCAACUGACACAAAACUAAGCUAUAAAAACAAUCAUGUACUAAAGGCUGAAACACAUCAGGAGCAAAUUAGUGGAAGGGCUUCUUCUGACGUUUCCAUGAGAACAGUACAGACUGGAGGGAUCAAGAGACGAGCUGAAAUGGUUGGUUAAUUUUUUUUUAGCCAAACAAAAAUGUCUGAUGGUUUUCUGAUGAUUUGCUGCAUUUCUUUGGGUUAUGAGAUAUUCGUUUGAACAUUUUGGACUGUUGGCCAGAAAAACAAGCUGCUUAAAAAUGAAAAAUUAAGUGUACUUUUUGCUAUUUUCUGACAGCUCAUGCAUCUAUCAUAAACUCUCAUAAAAGAUUCUGCUAACUAAAUCCAACUACAACAAAAAAGUCUAUUUCAAGUUUUUCAGCAUAUUCUGUAAAUUUUGAACCAAAAGAUAUAUGACGUCCAACAGAAACAAAUACAUAUAAUGAACAGAGUAAACCUGUUUAGACAAUUCUGUUUUCUCUUUGGCCUCUGUAUAGCUGUGGUUGAGCUCACACUUUGAAAUAGAUAGUGGAAGGAAAACCACAAUAUUCAAUAAAAAAAAAAAAAAAAAGCAACUGGAAGGAAACUGAGAGCUCAUUAAAUUUACUCUUUCUGUGUUUCAGGCUUUAGUAAGAAAAAAUGGAUUAAAAGGGAGACAAAAACUCAGGUUACACAAAUGUAGGAUGGUGAAACAAAAAAGUUAGAUAUCUGGAUGGAAAAAGGGAGCAGUGGGCACACGUAGCAAAAAGGAAAUAUCCUGUAUGUGCCUUUGUUGUCAUGCAUUGUAGAGGAUAGUUAUUCAUGUGUUUAAGGAAGUUAAAGAAAACAGACUGCUUUCUUUAUAACUGGAAUAGUUGCCUUUUACAGGAAAACAACUAAAAACUGGGGAGGUAACAUUUAGUUCAGACCACUACUCAGAAAAUGGGUUUCAGGCGAAUUAAAGACUAAAGUUUGGUCAUCCUAAUCAAGACCGAGUCUUUUUUGGGUGUUCACACGAACUCUGCCUCUGGGUGUUGGAGGCUCCGAUCACAGACCUUCCUGUUCUACAUAGGAGAGCACAAACUGGACAAACUGUGUCAAACAAAUCUCAUUCAAACCACACUGAGAGGGUUUUUUAAUACUUCUUCUAAGGGCUCUACAUUUAUCUAUACUACCUUCAGAGAGGUGUGAGAAUAGCGAGUGGGGGUGGAGAUGGGAAAACCCCCUGGAUGUCACCUGCACUGGGGCUCAGGUGUGUUAAACACACACACACACAUACGACAAAUAAGGGCUAUCACAGAAAACUAGCAGAGCACUGUUUAUACCUGCCGGCUCAGACUUCAUGCCUCCUAACUGAACCACGUGACCAGGAUCAGUUCCCAUCGUCGCUCUAAUCAACGUGUGGCUCAACUGGUCCUGGAUCUGCCAAAAGCAGCUUUGAUUUGACCCACUGCAUGGCUUCAUAUCCCCCCCACCCUGUAGCUACUUCAUCCCCUGUCUAAUUUCUCAUUGUAUAUAACUUCUUUUAUUUAUCGGACAGGUGUAGAAAAAAGACCCUGUUUUAAUAGAUGAAAGAACAUAUUACAAGAACGGUAACGGACUUCAGAUUGAAGAUACUGUAACUUUAUGUAGAAAUUAAUAUUGUGUACCUGGAGCUCCCUUUAAAUGUUCCCAUAGACACAAACCUCUCUCUUUCUCCCUGCGCUGCAGUCGCACUGGGUAGGGACUUCUAUGCAAAGGUCAUCCUCUUGACCUAUAGCCAUCGUGUAUUAGGCAAAUUGAUGAACUGAAGUUGUGUUUUCUCUCUGUACCUAUGCUGUCCAGUGUUAUUACUCUGCAUUACAAAACCUGUGCAAGUUUCCAGUUAAUAAAGCUCUUUCAUGUA